GAGACACGAGUGUGGAACGAGAGAAGAAAAUGGCUGUGGCUGUGCAAACUAGGUGCCGGUUCCUUCCGCAGGCUGCAGGAACCCUGGAACCGGGGUCCGGUACUGAGAUACUUAUCUACCAAUGAUAAACACUCAGCGGAGCCGGGGACUUGGGCGAGUGGAUGAUCGAUGGUCACAAAGACAAUGCAUCGCUUCACGUGGUUAUCUGCUGGGGGGUCUAAGCCUAACAGCCGGUCAUCUGUUAUUGCAUUCAUGGAUCACUUUCCUGCUCGUUUCCGGCACAGCCCUACCAUAAUCGCAAAACAUUCGAGCAGUUUGAGGGCUCCCCUUCUGGCUCCCUCUCUGGCAGUAGUGUUCGUCGCACGAAAGACCCUAACGUUGGUGUUAUUUUUCUCGAACACUGUCACGGUGUGCGUAGCCUGUUGUCGCUAUUGUGUGCGCAUCUUGCUGACGUUUGUGAUAUUGAAGUGGCCCUCCGUCUGCUCGCUCGGCUGCCCUAUGUCCCUCUUCCAUGUAUGGAUAGCGAAAUUCUGUAGUCAACUCCUAGUCUUCGUGCCUUGGUUCGCCGCCCGCGUGGCUCUUCUAUUGACAUAUUAUCAAACGUUUGCCAGCACAAGUGGCUGCGGCCAAUGUCAUCCUGUCGUCCAUUCUCAUUCUCAUACUAAGACUGGUAAUGCCAGAUUGGUGCUUACAUUCAAGAACGCCUUUUGUUUCUACAGUCGGCCGGCUCUCAAUCAUCAUCAGUUCCCAAGCGAAGACGAGAUCACGGUGUAAUAAAAGGGGCCUACUACACAUGCACAGUUUUGAAACCACAUUCACCCCGGCGCUGCGGAGCAGGUUAACCUGACCCCACUUACAGCUCGAGCUUAUGCCUUGACUUUCUGCCAGUUAACUGCUAUUUUCUCAUGACCUAUACUACUACAUCGUGACAUUUGUGUACGUGGAAGCGAGCAACCAAGGCUAAACUGGAACAAUGAAGUAUAUUACUGUAAAAUCGUGCAAAUGAUCGUUGCAGAGGAGGCCUAAAAUUGUUCGUGAAACCCUUUACUGAUGAGUCAGAAUAGAUGUGACUAGGUUCGGAACAUCAAACAAGAGUAUAUAAUG
Messenger RNA from Suillus plorans, 1104 nucleotides. RefSeq lists its product as uncharacterized. The record is from RefSeq and is a predicted model, not a curated record. The transcript is spliced from 3 exons. Bases 169 to 774 code for a protein of 201 amino acids. NCBI's taxonomy places the organism in Eukaryota, Fungi, Basidiomycota, Agaricomycetes, Boletales, Suillaceae.